AUGGCAAAACCUCCUGAGCCACCAGAAUUAUUUUUGUCUCAAGCAACUGCAAAUACUUUAAAAUUGAAAUGGAAUGUUCCUGGUGAUGCUUCUUUAAUUAAUUAUUAUUAUUAUUUGGAAAGAGAAAAUGAAAAUGGGACUUAUUCACCUGUAUAUGAGGGUGAUUUGAGAACUGCCAAAGUUAAAGGAUUAAGAGAACUUACAAUGCAUCAUUUCCGAAUUCGUGCAGCCCUUUCAAAAGGGACAAUGCUUGGCACAUGGUCUACCCGUUAUUCAUUUCAAACAACUAGACAACCUCCUGCUCCACCUAAACAAGCUCCAACAGUUUAUGAACUCUCUAAUGACCUUUUCAAUUUUGAAUGGAUCGCGGCUCGAAGCAAGGAUUCCUCUUCUGCAGAUAUUCAACGGUUAGAUGCAGGAGGAUCUUCUUCAGCCAAUGAUUACCAAAAUUCACAGAUUAUUUAUCGACUUCAGAUUGCCCCCAAAGUUGCUUCAUCAGCAAAAGAAAAAUCGGUUGUUGAAAUAUGGAAGACUGUUUAUGAGGGGGCCAAUACUUGUUUUACCCUUUCAAUCCCAAAUACAAACCAACAACCACGUCAAGCACGUCUUUUUAUUGUUCAACAAUUUUUUGAUAAUAAUGAUGGACAUUUGUUAGAUGAAUGUGUUUCUGCCCCGUCAUCUAUUGUUGUUUUUUCUUCACAAAAGUCGCCUAAUGAAUCUCCCAAGAAACGAGCUAUUCAUGGAGGGAAAAAUUCUUCAGGUUUUGAUUCUGAAAUUUUUUAUAAGGCUCCAAACAGUUAA
Messenger RNA from Meloidogyne enterolobii, 801 nucleotides. Lineage: Eukaryota; Metazoa; Nematoda; Chromadorea; Rhabditida; Meloidogynidae. The record is from the annotation of a GenBank genome assembly.